Molecule: messenger RNA, 588 nt
Organism: Phanerochaete carnosa HHB-10118-sp
Lineage: Eukaryota; Fungi; Basidiomycota; Agaricomycetes; Polyporales; Phanerochaetaceae
Exons: 2
Biological process (GO): regulation of cyclin-dependent protein serine/threonine kinase activity
Cellular component (GO): nucleus; cyclin-dependent protein kinase holoenzyme complex
Molecular function (GO): protein kinase binding; cyclin-dependent protein serine/threonine kinase regulator activity
Source: RefSeq, a predicted model, not a curated record
AUGUCUGCAGAUCGUCGUCAUCCAGCCUCUCUUGUCCCCCGUUCUCAGCACGACCCAGCCCUCGUCGAGCUAAUGCGAUCCCAUGUGACAGGAGAGAUGGUAUCCUACAUCGCACUUCAGGCGACGCGGGUCAUCAGCCUUGCGGACGAAGCCCCUCCUGCCAACCUUCCGACGCCGCCUCAUACCCCUCACCGAGCGUCGUUCACCGAGCAAGAGAAGGCUCAGCUCCAGGCGAGACCGCCAUGGCUUCCGUCGCUCCGGGACUUCAUCAUCAUCAUCGUCUCUGAAUCGAAUGUCCAGGUCCCGACGCUGUUGACGACUUUGAUAUACCUUGAGCGCCUGAGAAACAAGCUGCCCAAGAUGGCGAAAGGUAUGCCGUGCACAAGGCAUCGUGUGUUCCUCGCGACCCUCAUCGUUGCGGCCAAGUACCUCAACGACUCGUCGCCGAAGAAUAAACACUGGGCUGGCUUCGCGAAGCUUUUCGACCCCGCUGAGAUCAAUCUCAUGGAGAAGCAGCUCUUGUUCCUCUUGGACUACGACCUCCGCUUCGACGAGACCGAGGCAACCAACCAUUUUGCGCCGUUCAUG